Didymosphaeria variabile is the source of this 3726-nucleotide messenger RNA. RefSeq lists its product as uncharacterized. The transcript has a single exon. Lineage: Eukaryota; Fungi; Ascomycota; Dothideomycetes; Pleosporales; Didymosphaeriaceae. The record is from RefSeq and is a predicted model, not a curated record. Gene Ontology annotation, biological process: transmembrane transport; metal ion transport. Gene Ontology annotation, cellular component: membrane. Gene Ontology annotation, molecular function: metal ion transmembrane transporter activity; protein binding. Bases 1 to 3726 code for a protein of 1241 amino acids.
AUGGCGCGCCCGCCAUCGCUCCAAAGCGACGGCGCAUCUUCGACACACCACGUCCGCACCGAACCACGCCUCCUCAAGGCCAUCGAAGAGCGCCACAAUGACGCCGCCAUCGCCAUUAUCGAAGACGCGAAAAUUCAUUCAAAGCCCAUCGAGCACCUCCUUCGCAUCGGACUCAUGCGCGCCUCGGAAAGAGGAAACAUCCAGAUAGCAGAAUAUCUCUUGAAGAACGGCGCUAAAGCGAACGGCGCACCAGGAGGCAGAGUCAGUCCGCUGCUUCGCGCAGUCGAGAAAAACGAUGUAGGGAUUGUGCGAAUUCUUCUUCGUUUCGGUGGCGACGUUGAUGUAUGCGACAAGCAAGGGCGCACCGCGCUAAUGACGGCCGCUUGGAAGAAUCAUUGGCAUGUUCUGGAUGAGCUCCUGAAACGGGGCGCGGACGUCAACAGGAAGGAUAACAAAGGGCGGAACGUGCUCCACAAUCUGGCUGCGGACAAACAUUGCAAUUGGGGCAGUAGUGUGAUUGAGCUGCUGCUGAGGACGGGCGUUAUCAUCGACGGGGAGAAGGGACAGGAUGAGACGAAGAGGACACCGCUGCAUUGGGCGGCGAGCACGGGGAAGAAGGAACUUUGCGAGAUGCUUUUGACAAGGCAGAAGGGGCCGCGAGCGGACAUCAAUGCGGUGGAGGGGAAAGAGAAGACAGCAUUGCAUUUGGCGGUUGCGCAUGGGAGGGAUGACAUUGUGGAGUUGCUGGUACACUAUGGCGCGAACGUCAAAGCGAGAAGUGAUGGCAAGUGGACGCCCUUACACAAUGCGUGUCAGCAAGGCAGUGUUAAAAUAAUACGGAUACUACUGGGUGCAGGUGCAGAGAUCAACGCCAGGCUUUUGAACGGCAUGACGUCCCUUCACAUCGCGGCGCAGAAUGACCACCUUGACGUCGUUCAGUGCCUUCUCGAGCGCGAGGACUGUAAGCGCACGGCUCGUGAUGCGUUCGGCAUAACCCCCUUCAUCCUCGCGGCAAAGCAGAAGAACAAGGACAUCGUCAAUAAGCUAGCUCCCUUCAACCAGCUGGAAACACUGAGCAAAGACGCUUUGUGCGCCUGUCAGGGAUUCAGCGGGACGAUUGUCGACUUUGGCAACUUCCACAACGAAAAUCGCGUCACGAAGCGAAGCGUCUUCGAGAUCCUCUACGGCAAGGAUCCAAAUAAUCCGCGCAAACCAGCUUUUACAGUGCUACCUAAGCAGGACAAGGCGGUCGAUUUCCGUUGGAUUCAUCUACCUGCCAACAAUCUAGCAUGGGUAGAAGCGCUCCUGACGAAAGCGUUCGUGGAGGAAGGCGCGCACGAUGUGCCGGGUUACAUUGCCCUGGAGAGCAGUUUUGCUCAACAGCAUCGCGGACAGCAGGUCCAUUCACAUUUCAUGCGACCCUUAUGUCAGAGCAUACCGCGACAGACUAAGCUGCAAGACGAUUCUGAUUUGUCGGACAGCGCAGACCAUGGGCCACCAGCGAUCGUUGUCAGUCAGGGUAGUGAGAGUGGUUUAGGUAUUGAUACCGCGUCUGGGUUCCAAGAGCACCAUCCACCGCCAAUACCAAAGUCGCCGGUCCGAACCGGCACCGUGAGUACGGACCAAACAGAUUGGACAGUCGGCACAAUGGGAUCAGGGUCAGGGAAGGAAUACAAGCCGCAUCAAAAGAAGGAGAAGCAGAAAAAGACACCAAAAUGGAGUGGUAACAGGCAAGCUGGAGGUCGGUCGGGCGGUACCGACACACCGUCGCGACGUGGCGAUAACCAGCGACCCAGACAAGCUAGCACACCAUUAAGCGGCAGUCGUGGCAGUCUGCUCCGGUCACCAGGUAGCCCUGGCCGAAAGGAAACUUUGCUGACAGCAAAGGGAAACAUCUUUACCUUCAUGCCUUACCUGCAUUUCGAGACUAACACUAAUAGACAAGAAAUGCAGGAUGCAAUUGCGCGCGCACAGUGGCUAAAAGAGAAGGAGAAGGAGAAGAAUGAGGGCUUGAUGAUCAAGCCUAGAUUGAAGAAAGCGGAGACUUACGAUGAGAUGCUGUUGAGGGCACAUCUAGGGAGCUCGACCGUGAGCCUGCACGUCAGGAGGACCCUUGAUCAGUUCUUCUACCACAACAUCGAUACGCGAUCGAGAGAUCAGGAUCAAGUGGUCUAUCGCUAUCAAACCAGGAGAAUGACAUCUGAGGAUAGCGAGGUCGAUCCAAAAGUUUUCAUGGUAGACCAGCUAUGGAUGUGGAUUUUAGGCAAGGAUUUGAUAGUGACUGCCUUUCCACAACGGUGGCAGCAGCCGAGGAACGAUCCUCUGAACGUUUUGGAUGGGAUCAUCGAGAACAUCAAUAGCAAUACCCGCGAACCAGUCCAGUCGGUGUACGAUCUGGCUAUGGUAAUUACGAAUAGAUGCUCUGGUGUCUUUGACCGCCACCGCAUGGGCGACGAGGACUAUCAGUUCUUGGACAUGUUCGAAUCGUCCAUUGGCGAAGCGACCGAAACGGAGACGCGUCUCUUCGAAGACUUUAACGCCGCUUCCAAGAAAGCAUCAGCUUGGCUCCAACACCACCGCCGACCAAACCGCUUUUCGCGUCACCUCGAAGCCGAAAUUCGGCACCUUGAGCACAAGAACAGGCGCGGUACACACUCGCACUCACACCGACAUGCUCUUGCCGACCCGCCAAUCCCAGAGGAAGAUUUCCACGAUGAUGACAUGGGGCCAACACAUUCUCCCCUCUUCGUCGAUGAGCUCCUCGAUAUCGGUGCCGAAACCGACCUCCUCACUGAGAUCAAAGACAUUCGGGACGAAAUCGCCAUGAUCACCAAAGUUCUCGAAGACCAGCGCACCGUACACGAAGCCAUGGAACCCUGCAUCAUCGAGAUCUACCAGAAAGAGCACCGCCGUCAGCAAGACCUCAAGCGCCGCUUCAAAGAGCAGGGCACUUUGCUGAAGAACCACGUCAGCGACCUUGAGCGAAUGGACAAACAAGCUAGCCGUAUCUACGAGAGCAUCACGGAUCUGUUGGAUCUGAAGCAGAAACACGCCAACGCGUUCGAGGCACGGUUUGCCCGUGACCAGGCUGCCGGUACAGCCCGCCAGAGCCAAACCAUCAUGGUCUUCACCAUCGUCACCAUUAUAUUCCUCCCACUCAGUUUCAUCGCCGCACUCUUCACCAUCAACGUCCGCGAGUUUCCGCACCUACCCGGUGGCGACCAGCCCAGUCUGCCGCUCACCUACGUCGGCAAAUUCAUGUUUGGGAUCGGAUUCGCGAUCUCUAUUCCUAUGAUAUUUAUCGCGCUGUCGCUCGAUGCGAUUAGCGAUUUCUUCCGGGAGGUGAAGAGGCGCUGGACAGAGUGGCGAGCACCCAGGCCGCCGCCUAGUGAGAUACACGGCGGCAGCAGCAGCAACGAGAAAUUUGACGGGUUUACAGUCGAUGUGCAUGCUCUUGAGGCCGCACUCAGCACGCGCGGUAGACCAAGCAUCGAGAGCUAUCUCGAUGGCGGUGGGAGUCUGACGCUGCUGCCUGUUACGAGUCGAGGCACUGCGCCAUCGAGUCCGGGGAAGAAGCCUAUAAUUGUGAGUAAUGGCACGAAUGGGAGUGCCGCUAGGAGGGGAAGCUCGGCGGGACGUUCGGCGGCAAGGAGGCCUGGAUUCGCGGAGAGGAUGAGUACGGGUUUCAAGAUUAGGGGGAGUUUGGAUGUUGAACGGGGAACGUGA